Molecule: messenger RNA, 2295 nt
Organism: Aphanomyces invadans
Lineage: Eukaryota; Oomycota; Saprolegniomycetes; Saprolegniales; Verrucalvaceae
Exons: 12
Coding region: 28-2295 (755 amino acids)
Source: RefSeq, a predicted model, not a curated record
CUUGCCAACCCGUUUCACUUGAACGCGAUGGCGCCGCGGUCUCUGGCAACGACGGCGACACCGGCACAAGUUGAUGAAGUCGGCGAUUUAUUUGACGAGCUCGUGGACAAGGACAGCGGGUGCGUCACUGCCAAGGAGAUGGCUGGCAUCUUGCCCUACACGGCGGGAGCCGCCACGACGGACGUCCAAGCCAUGAUCGACGACAUGGAGGCCAAGAAGAUGGCACUGGACAAGAAGCAGUUUGUUCGCCUCGUGUCCAAGCGCAUGUACGGCGAGUGGAAUGCACACAUGGAAUCCCUGGAGAACGCGCCGCUCGCUCACGUCAUUGUGUCGAUGAAACGCCGCAAACACUUGGUCCAAUUUGCCAACUUUUACCUAUCCAAAGGCGUCGCUGGCGCCGAGUUGGUGGUUCCCGCCGACACUGACAUUCGCCAGAAUGCACCAAAACCUCCCCUGAACAAACGGCGGGCGCGGCAGAUCCAGCAUCACGCCCCCGUCUUGCCGCGUCAACUCGCGAGCAAUGCAACCAACACGGACAAACUGCGGCCGACAAAGGAGCAGUUGCACGAUCAGUGGAUAUGGAGUCAGCGAAAGGCGCUGGUGAAAGCGUGCAGGGCGCUCAAAGCGAGCUAUCAACACGUCUACGCAAUCGUGUUCAACACUGCCACGCGCGCCCUCGAGCGGCACUGCGUGUUCCUCACGAAGCCGUACCUUCGGCUAUUCAGCGGUCGAUACUUUUGUUUGGCUGUGGCGUCCGAUCAAGACCAUCAAGUCAUUGCGUCGUCCGCCGCUCUGUUGGGCAAAGCCGCCGUCGAUCGAACCCGCGCGUGCCACGGUCUCUCACCGGACAAGCUGCUUGCCGCGUACUUUUUGUCACCGGAUCGUCGACACUCCAAGACGUCUCGAAUGGCCGGCGGGGUGGGCCCUAUCAUGGCAUCUACUUCGUUUCAGAUUGCAGCGGGGAUGCCCCCCACCGCAGGCGACCGCCCCCUGUGGCUGGAACAGAUCCACGUAUUUCGUGGCACCCGCGUCGAGCGCAUGUCGUGCAAUUUUGGAAACGUUUUGUUCACGGUGGGCGGACGUUUGUUUGAAUGGGGCAAUGGCGACGUCAUGGCGACUUCUCGACCGUCCGUUUUGGACGACUUGCCAACGACCGACAACUUGCACGUUGGCGCCGGCCGCCUCCAACGUCCGUGCUUUGCCCCGACGCUCGAUGACGUGCACCAUAUCGACGCGAGUGCGUACAAAGUGGCCCCACGUGAAUUUCACAAGGCCGUGCACGAGUACUCGAUGUGGUUAACUCGGCAAAACAAGGAGCACCCGCCUUCCAGAACGGCGCAGCACGGGUGUACCAACGACGUCCAGAGCUACGACGAUCAAGUGGCACUCGCAUGUGCUAGGUGGCAGCAGGCCAAGAUUCAAAUGGGCCCCCGCGCGAUUGCUCCGACGCUGUCCGACGUGCAUGCUGCCAAGUGUGGCGGGGGCGAAUUCUACGUGGCACUGUCGAAAGCAGGCGCAGUCUUCACUUGGGGAAACGGGGUGUUUGGGCGGUUGGGACGGGGGGCUCUGGUGGACCGUGAGACUUGGACCCCACAGCAAGUCGUUGGAUUCCAUCGCCCCGUACGAACCGUGGCCUGCGGCGCGACGCACGUUGUCUGCGCCGAUUCCCACGGGCUCGUGUACAGCUGGGGCGGGAACCUCCACGGCCAACUCGGGACGGGGCUCACCGACGACGUCUCCGAGCCCGCAGUCAUUGCGUUCUUGCAGGACAAGGUGGUUGUGGACGUCGAGGCCGGUGACGACCACACGAUAGUCCUCAGCGACGUCGGCGACGUGUACACGUUUGGGCAAAACUGGAGUGGACAGCUCGGUCGGGGCAUGCGCGAGAUGCUCUUUUCCGCCGUGCCGACCGUCGUCGCGUUCCCGGAACCGGUGUCUGACCCGAUUUACAUGAUUCGGAGCAUCGCGACGACCUGCACUGUGUUUGUGUGGGGGUCGUGCGCCGUGCCGAUGUGCGGGCUGGUCAGUCGGUACACGCCGCAAGUCGUCAAGUACGAAACCCUUCCGUGCGCCACCACCUCUCACGCCGUGGUGACCGACUCGAUUCACGUUGUGACGUCGUUGGCGCUGUCGGCGGGAUGCGUCGUUGUGGGUGUGUCCACUACCGCAACGUACCACGAAUUUUACGCCACGGACACGCCACUCGCGCAUGCUCCUCGUCCCGAGCGCGCCGACGCAGCAGACGACGGCGUUCCCUUGCCAUCGACCCCAUCUCCACAUCGCCAUGCUGCGUAG